Messenger RNA from Portunus trituberculatus (swimming crab), 3983 nucleotides. It is a transcript of the gene tau, whose product is annotated as microtubule-associated protein 2-like. Gene Ontology annotation, molecular function: microtubule binding. Gene Ontology annotation, cellular component: neuron projection. Gene Ontology annotation, biological process: microtubule cytoskeleton organization; neuron projection development. The transcript has 11 exons. Lineage: Eukaryota; Metazoa; Arthropoda; Malacostraca; Decapoda; Portunidae. The record is from RefSeq and is a predicted model, not a curated record. Bases 381 to 1724 code for a protein of 447 amino acids.
GCGGCGCGGGGCGGGGCUGCAAGAGGGCUGAGUCUACCGGCGGUGUCCACUUUCCAGUCCUCAGUCACACACCACACACGGCACCGCUUCCCGACACUCACACACCGACAGCUUCCCUCGCCUCGCCUCGCCUUGUUUUCCGUCGGGAUAUUGAUCCUGUCGGCCAAGGGAGGGGGAAAAGAGCCGCUGAGAAGGUCGGGUUGGUGUUUUCGGCAUCCAUACCACUGUUUGGGUGUCGGCAGCAGCAGCGGCGGCAGCAGCAGCAGCAGCAGCAGCCGCAUUCCUGGUGCAGAGCAGCGGCGGCCUCCACCAGGGACAGCACGCCGCCCGCACACCCCCGCCCGCGCCUCAGCCACGCCCAGUGUAUCCUGCACUUCGCCAUGGACAGUGAAGGUGCCAAGCGAGCGGGUGACACUCCCCAAUCACUGCCUGCUCAGGCUGCUGACGGUGUGGGGACGAAGCCAGCGGCACCAGCUACGACUACUACUACUACUACUACGACUGCUACUACGACACCAGGCAAGCAGGAGCAGAAUGGUGUCCCGGAGCACGACGACAACGAUGAUGUGGUGAUGCGCAGCUCCCCACGACUGCCAGGAACGACUACCAAGGAGGAUGUUAGCGUGAAGACGACCACGCAGGCGACUACUGAGCAAACACGACCUCAGGAUGUCAAGAACGAGUCUCUGGCAGCGACAACGAGGCGUGACGAUGGUGCCAAGUCCCCUGUCUCUAUUGUUAUUGAUGAGACGACGCCACGACCCCACGACGACCACGAGGACGACCAUGGCGCUUCAGGAGAGAUGAAGGUCCCAGAGGAGGGACACGAUAGCGGGGUUGACGAGACCACGCAAGCCAAGCAGGAGAAUGGAGGCAGCAGGUCCCCAUCGAAGGGCUCGCGAGGUUCCCCCAAGAAGCGGAUGCCCCGCUCCUCCGACCCGUCCCCCAUCAAGCCCCGCACCCCCACGUCAGCCCCAUCCCUGGAGCGUAAAGUGCCAAUGAACAAGGUCGAGGUGGGCAAGAGUGCCUCACCUAACCUGAAGGCCGUCAAGUCCAAGAUCGGCAGCAUGGACAACGCCACAUACAAGCCGGGCGGAGGAAAGAUCAAGAUUGAAUCAAAGAAGCUUGACUACUCUAAGGCGUCCAGCAGGAUUGCCGCCAAGAACGAUGCUUACCAACCUGGCGGAGGCGACAAGAAGAUUGAGUCGCAGAAGCUUAAAUGGAAAGUCUCCAGCAAGAUUGGCUCCCUGGACAACAAGGACCACAAGCCCGGCGGUGGGGACAAGAAAAUCGAGAGCCAGAAGCUGAAAUUUGCCGCACAGUCCAAGAUCGGCUCCAAGGAGAACAUCAAACACAAACCAGGUGGUGGCGAGAUCAAGAAGAAGAGCCCAAAGUCUGAAACAAAAAUUGAGAACCAAAAGUUGGAUUUCAGGGACAAAGCCUCAAGUAAAGUAGGGUCACUAAACAAUGUACAGCAUAAGGCUGGUGGUGGGGAUAAGAAAAUAUUUGAUGACAAGGAGUACCUGAGACAGAUGCAAGGCUCCCCCUGCAACACUUCCACUAGUAAGGCAUCCUCUGAGGCAAACCUCUCAGGCACACAGAGCCCCAGCCCAGGCCUCACCUCCCCGGCCACACAGGAUGAGACGCUGGAGCAGGCAGCAGCAGCAGUAGCAGCAGCAGGCGCCACAUCCCCUUCAAGCAGAGGCACAACCCCUGCCCACUGAGUCAGCAGAGGAGGGAAGCAGGGAAGCUGAUGUGAGGCUGAUAUGUGAAGCAGCAGGGAGGAAGGAGGAAGCCAGCCAGCAUUCACUGUUACAUCUCCUUAGACUGAGCCGAACUAAUCCUACCUUGACUCUAAGGCUAAAAGUACGAGGCGAGAUGGAUUACCCGUCUCACUCUCUCUCUCUCUCUCAAAUCAGUCUUAUGGUUUAGUCUCAAAGCAUUGCAUCAAGAGAGGAUCUGCCAAGGGUGUCUUGUAAACGCCUUGGGAGGUUGCGGCGUUUAUUGACAGACGUUUUGGCAAUGUACUACUACGUAAGAAUACUUCUGUCCACUGCAUUGUCCCUUUGUUCAUGUGCAUUCACUGUCGGUCCAGAAGUCAUGUGUGUGUUUUGGAGUCAGAAAUGUCACUUAGUCUGUCCCUCUCUCACCACUGCGGCUCGGCCACGCGCUGCCUGAAUGCAUGUCAACAAUGGGAAGAAUUUCUGCAGGCGCUUUUGAUACAUGGUAAAUAGAUUGUUACUACUGCUACUAUUCAGACUACUACUAUUACUACUACUAUUCCUACAAUUGCAGUACUACUUAGGCUGUUAUUACUACUCUUACUACUACUACUACUACUACUACUACUACUACUACUACUACUACUACUACUACUACUACUACUACUACUACUACUACUACUACUACUACUACUACUACUACUACUACUACUACUACUACUACUUCUACUUCUACUACUACUACUACUACUACUACUACUACUACUACUACUACUACUACUACUACUACUACUACUACUACUACUGCUGCUUCUACAUUGCCAGGAACAUAAUUCUGUGUGUUAAACCUUGGAACAAUUUUUUUGUGUAUAUAGAUGACAUAAAGAAGAAAUAAUGUAGUUGUUCAUAUUAUCAUUGCAUCAUAAAGCCAAUCAUUCUUAAUUUCCAGACAUUUCAGUCAAGGCAAGAAAAUAGAGUAAUAAAAAAAAGCAUAUAUAUAUAAAAAAAAAACAUUCAUUAGUCAAGUUGUAAAAAGUUUCGUUCAUUUUAUUUCUAGUAUUAUCAUUUGUAUUGUGUUUUUUGUAUAUGUUCUUUUUUUUCCUUGCUACAUAGAGAAGUUAGCAAUAAAGUGCUAUGCUCCACUAGCUAGCAUGUGGGACAUUAGCUGUUACUCUUACUUUUAUUAUUAUUACUAUUAUUAUCAUUUUGUCUUUUUUUUUAUAUAUAGAAGGGCAAGAAAGGCUGUGUUGUUUAUAUAUAUGUAUUGAGGUGUGUGUUGCAGAUGCUUAAAAUAUGUGAUAGGGUUUAUAAUAGAGUAGAAUGAGAGAUUACUGAAGAAAAACAUAAAACUGGUUUGUGAGAUAGAAGGAAAACUUAAGAGGAAGAAAACAGGAGAAAAUUAAGAAAUUAUCAAUGAAAGAACAGAUAGAUAGGGACUGUGACAGGUUAAACAAAAAUUGCUGAAAAAGGCUAAAAAAAUUAUUUGUUGGAAGGAAAAAUUAAUGAGGGAAAGAACAAGAGCAAAUAAAGAGAAAAUUAUCAGUCAAAGAACAAAUGGAUAAGAUGUCAGACAUAUUGGAGAAAGAGAAUCAUUUAGGUCAAAUCUUAUAAAGAAAGGUUUGAGUUAGAAGAAAAAGCUACAAGGAAAGAAAAUAAGAGAUAAAGAAAUGAUAUCAGUUAAAAUGAAAACCUAUUGAUGUAAAGAAACAAGAGAGAAAACAUAGUUCUUAAUGAAAAAAGGCAUCAUAAACCAGACCGAACCAAGAAACACUGUAUUGAUUGAUGUAUGAAUGUAGUACAGGAUGAUGAUAGAACAGGGAUCAGGGUAGAUUUAUAAAGGAGAUGAACUAGGAAAUACAUAGAGAUUAAAUCAGAUCAAAUGAAUACAUGUUAUUGACAAGUGAAAAGGAAAUUAUGUAUUGCUUGAAAAAAUACAUCAGAAAAAAAAAUCUACAGUACAUUUUAACUAUUUGUCUGAGAUUCCUUUAAAAUUGAAUGUAUGUAUGCUUGUAUAUCGUUUUAUUAUGUGAAAGUAUUAUAUAACCGUCUCAACUUUUCUUUUUCUUUUUUUCUUUUCCUUUUUUUUUACCUGCAAAUUUGUGUGAAAAAAAAAGAAAACUUCAGCUUAUUACGAUUAAUUGUCUUUCGUGUGUCUCACUCCAUAAUGUCAUUCUUAACUACUUCCAACUGAGUUUUUUGAAAGAUAAAAUCCAUGAAAUAUGUUAAAAAAAUGAUGAAAUAAAAAUACAUGUACUAAAAAUG